Messenger RNA from Megalops cyprinoides (Indo-Pacific tarpon), 327 nucleotides. Its product is annotated as small nuclear ribonucleoprotein Sm D1-like. The coding region runs from base 1 to 327 and encodes 108 amino acids. Lineage: Eukaryota; Metazoa; Chordata; Actinopteri; Elopiformes; Megalopidae. Gene Ontology annotation, molecular function: RNA binding. Gene Ontology annotation, biological process: RNA processing; spliceosomal snRNP assembly. Gene Ontology annotation, cellular component: precatalytic spliceosome; commitment complex; U1 snRNP. The record is from RefSeq and is a predicted model, not a curated record. The transcript has a single exon.
AUGAAACUGAGCCAUGAGACAGUCACUAUCAAACUGAAAAAUGGCACCCAGGUCCACGGCACCAUCACAGUUGUAGAUGUAUGUAUGAACACCCACCUCAAAGCUGUGAAGAUGACACUGAAGAACAGGGAGCCAGUUCAGCUGGAGAGCCUGAGUACCUGUGGCAACAGCAUCCGCUACUUCAUCCUGCCAGACAGUCUUCCCCUGGACAUGCUGCUGGUGGACAUUGAGCCCAAAGUCAAGUCCAAGAAGAGGGAGGCUGUUGCUGGUCGUGGAAGAGGCCAAGGUCGGGGCAGGGGACGAGGCAGAGGGGGACCAAGGCAAUAA